AUGACACACGACAUCUUCAAGCCCCACUGGUCAAGGUACAUUGGCCCCGGGGCCCCAGAUCCACACAAGUACCGAUACAGGCCUCACAACAAGCCAAUAUUCUCAUCACCAUUUGGACCAUUUCCACCAACCCCUGCCAAUCUGAAUAUCCACGAACUAUGCUUUCCUCCCGCCAAUCCGUUGCCAGAAGAUUACCCUUUGUUUGUCAAUGCCGUCACAGAGGAAGUGGUUACACUGCACGGCUUCUACGCACGGGUAUGUGCAUUAUCUCGUGUGCUGCGUUUCGACGGGCCAAACCCCCUUGGUCUGGGUCGCAGUCCUGUAAAUGACACGGAAGACGGGGAGAUUCUAGCACUCUUCUCGAAAAACCACUUGCAGUACCCCAUGGUUGCACAUGCUUGUUUCCGGGCGGAAUUGGUGUUUGGUGGCAUCAGUCCCGCAAGUACAGCGUAUGAAUUAUGGUGGGUGUUGCGCAAGAUGCAGAUUACCAGUAUCAUGUGUCAUGAGAUGCUUUUGCCCGUGUUGAGUGAGGCGAUGAAGUUGGGUACUGGAGAGGGCGAUGACUUGCCGUUGAAGUUGAAGCUGAAUCCGAGCAAAGUCAUUGUGCUUAGCGACGACUCCAAGUUGGAUCUUGUAGCCGGUCAUCGCACGAUUGAGUCACUUGUCCGAGAGGGUUCCAGGCUACCCGAGCGACCAAGAAAGCUUCUCGGUGGACAUCGAAUGACCUAUCUUUUCCAAUCGUCGGGCACCUCUGGCUUACCAAAGGCAAUGAUGAUUACACACUCCAACGGAUACCACUCAGGGAUACAAACCCUAAUCACAGCCAUGCAAGCAGCGCGAUACGCAGGCAUCGAACCGCUAACACCGGCAAUCACUUUAGGCGUCAUCCCAAUGUAUCAUUCCUACGGCAUGAUCCUCUGGAUCCUGCGCAUCAAUCUCCUGAAGAACACCACCAUCAUGUUGCCAAAAUGGGACCUAGAGCUCGCCCUGAAAAGCAUCCAGAGAUACAAAAUUACAACCUUGCCACUGGUACCCCCUCUUGUCCGCCAACUGGCUCAAAGCCCUUUGACCGAGAAAUACAACCUCAGCUCGGUGAUAGGCGCCGUGAGCGGCGCAGCCUAUCUCCCACCAGACGUCGCGUACCAACUGGCCAAGAAGCUGCCGCAAGGUGCAGGGAUGCCCAUACCAAGCGGCUACGGGCUCAGUGAAGCAGCCAGUAUUGCGAGUCCUGCGGCGCCAGGCAUCUUCGGUCUUGCGCCUGCCCCUCCAGGCACGAUUGGGUACUUGCUGCCCGGCAUGGAGGGCCGGGUUGUGGAUCCAGACACGCUCGCGGAUGUUGCCAAGGGUGAGAAAGGCGAGCUUUGGGUGCGAGGGCCGGUUGUGACGCCGGGGUAUUUCAAAGAUGGCAAGGCAACGGCUGAUAUGUUUACUGAGCCGGGAUGGCUGCGGACGGGUGAUCUUGUGCUGCGGGAUGAGAAUGAUUGCAUUCACUAUCUUGAUCGACUCAAGGAGAUGAUCAAAGUCAAAGGUCUGCAAGUUGCGGCUACAGAAGUAGAAGAUGUGCUGCUUGACCAUCCUGAAGGGCUGGUGCGUGAUGCGUGCGUUGCUGGUGUUGAUAACGGUCGUGGCGAUGGGUCGCUCUUUGUCAGGGCUUGGAUAGUAUUGACCGCCGCAGGUCACGAGCAAGGUGAACACAUCGUGGGGAAAAAACUAAAUGAGUGGGUUGAGGGUCGAUUGAGUAGACACAAGUGGCUGAGUGGCGGUAUAGAGGUCGUUGAUUCAAUUCCAAGGACUCCAUCAGGAAAGAUGCUGAGACGAGAGAUGCGAGAUCGAUACCAUGCCAGACUCAAGGCUGAAGGUAGAUCGAAGUUAUGA
Molecule: messenger RNA, 1875 nt
Organism: Plenodomus lingam JN3
Lineage: Eukaryota; Fungi; Ascomycota; Dothideomycetes; Pleosporales; Leptosphaeriaceae
Biological process (GO): secondary metabolic process
Molecular function (GO): CoA-ligase activity
Source: RefSeq, a predicted model, not a curated record